GGCGUGAGGUGUGAGGUGUGGGGUGGACGAGGCAUGAGGGAGGCAGUGUGGGUGUGAGGGGGUUGCAUCAUCCGUUACGUCAUAGGUCAGCGUGACACCUCGUGGACGGAUGCGUGACGUCACACUUUGCCAAUCGAAGUCUGUAUUGUGGAAGGUGACGGGGAGAGGGAGGUGGUGGUGGUGGUAUGUAGGUCCAUCAAUAGGGGACUGUACUCGCGUCGUCAGCGCCUCCCUCGUGAACAUAUUUCGCACACUAGGACGUCUCACGCACAGCGCCCCCUUUGGUAUUCAGUCCUCGCCGUUAAGGUCCUUCCUCCUGUCAGUGCGUCGCAGCCUCGGUCUUCAUAGUGGCAGGCAGAUCAUAAAGUGUGUCGUAGCAGCAGCAGCAGCAGUACCAUUCUUGUGGUGGCCUCGGGGCUGGAGACCCUCUCCUUUUCCCGCUUGGCAGAGGUCGUCCUGAUUUUCCUGUAUCAUUUUAUUUUUUUCCUAAUUUAUGGUAUUUGUUGAAGGCAUUCCAUGUUCAGACUCGCGGUAUUGUGCGUGGUGGUGUGGCUCGGGUGUGCGGGGCGGGCGGGGUGUGGCGAGGAGGGCAUCUCGCGCCCCGAGUCCCUGGUGACGCUCCACGCUGAGAACUUUAGCAACCAAGCUGCGGCCGACCAGGACCUGCGGGAAGCUGAUUACCUGGAGGAGAGUCCCGCACACCGCGCCGCCCUCCGCCUUCACACUGCAGCAGGGGCCCGCCUCUCGCGCCACUCCCGCACCACAGAGGGACACUCGCCGCGCUGCUGCCCGCGCCAUCUAGGGGGUGAGGUUAAGGAACAAAGUCAAGAGCAAUUAUUACACAAGGAAUUGGAACACCGCGCCAGACAGCGCCACGCACAGCAGUACAUCGGAAGGCUGCGACGAGACAUGGCACUGCGCAGACAAGAGGCCUGCAGACAAAAGCGAUUGGAACGGCGGCUUCUGGAAGAAGAGCAACGAAGACGACAGCUUGCAGCAGAGAAGGGUCGCAGACAGCGGCUGCUUCAAGUGUGGUGUCGCAAACAACGUCACCGCAACAAGCAGAUUUGUAGACAGCAUGGUUAUGGACAACAGAGCAGCAGACAAAAGCUGCUCCAACAGAAGCUGCUACAUCAACAGAGACUUCGCAGACAGCAACUGCUCCAACAGGAGGAUCAAAGACAACAGAUACUUAAACAGAAGCGUUGUAAACAACGUCAUCGCAAACAUGAGAAUCGCAGACAACUGCUUCAGCAGAAGCGUCGCAGCCAACGCUUGCCUGAACAGAAGCGCCGCAGAGAACGGUUGCUUCAGCAGGAGCGUCGCAGACAGCAGCAUCGCAGGGAACAGCAUCGCAGACAACGGCUGCUUGAAAAGAAGCGUCGCAGACAGCAGCAUCGCAGGGAACAGCGUCUCAGACAACGGCUGCUUGAAAAGAAGCGUCGCAGAGAGCAGCUGCUUGAAAAGAAGCGUCGCAAACAGCAGCAUCGCAGGGAACAGCAUCGCAGACAACGGCUGCUUGAAAAGAAGCGUCGCAGACAGCAGCAUCGCAGGGAACAGCGUCGCAGACAGCAGCUGCUUGAAAAGAAGCGUCGCAGACAGCAGCUACUUGAAAAGAAACGUCGCAAACACCAGCUGCUUGAAAAGAAGCGUCGCAGACAGCAGCUGCUUGAAAAGAAGCGUCGCAGACAGCAGCAUCGCAGGGAACAGCGUCACAGACAACGGCUGCUUGAAAAGAAGCGUCGCAGACAGCAGCUACUUGAAAAGAAACGUCGCAAACACCAGCUGCUUGAAAAGAAGCGUCGCAGACAGCAACAUCGUAAACAACAGCCGCGUCAACAGCAACAAGGCAGACAACAGUUCCCGAAGGUAAAACACCGCAGACAACAGACUUCAGCGCGGAGUGGCGGGCGGCACACACUUGAACAACAGAAUCGUGAGAAGGAAAAGCUUUCGGAUCAAGCAAGACUUGAGCAGAUGCGCCUGGAGCAGCUGCGCCUUGAACAGCUGCGUCUCGAUCAGAUGCGACUUGAAGAACGGAAACUUGAACAACGAAAGCUGGAGGAGCAACGCCUGGAGCAAGAGCGUUUAGCGAAGCAGCACAUGGAGCAGCGGCGCCUGGAGCAGGAACGACUGGCGCAGCAGAGGCUGGAACAGCAACGUCUUGAACAGGAGCGUCUGGCGCAGCGACGACUGAAACAACAAAAGCUGCACCAGAAGAGGCAUUGCCACGGCAGACGGAGCUCCUCUCGUGACAGGCUUGAGAAGUGGCGCCUGAAGCAGCAGGACCGUCAGCAGAGGCGACUGGAAAAGGAUAGACUCCGGCAACGUCGCCUUCGCCGGCAGCAGCAAUACCGGACCAAGAAGCGUCUGCAACAGCAGCGCCUUCGUCAAAAACAUCGCCUCGCCCAGAUGCGCCUCCUUGAGAAGCUCAGCCGAAAGAAGAAUCAGAAGACUGGUGAGAUUGAGGGAAAAUUCCUCAUGAAAAUGCAUCGCCUCAAGACAGGACUCAAGAAUUUGAAGCGGAAAACUGGCAAGAAGAAAAGGUCUGCUUCCAGUCGUGUACGAAGGUCCGAACAGUCCGUGCAGGAGUGCAGGCAGCGCCUCAGGGCAAGGCCGGCACAGCAGAGGCGUGUCCUACAGAAGCUCAACAAAGAAAGAAUUCCCGGAGAACCGAACACAGUUGAACGCCUUCUUAGGGAAAGGGAACUCGCGCAGCGCAGGAUUGAGCGACUCUCUAAGUCACUCCGACCACGCUUUUGUCACAUGCAACGACAGCAGGACCAGGAGCAGGAGCAAAAGGAGCAGGAGGACGUGGCUGAACAGGGGAAGGAACUCACGUCAAAGAAGAACCUUGGCUGCCCGAUCCGGAGCCUGAUGGACUGCCAGCAGAGCGGCAACGCCUCCAUGUGCGUGGAGGUUUACGACAGUCACGACACUGACACCAAAUGUCCCAGGGCUGUGGCGGUUGGCUGAGGUCAUGCUGCCCGCCCCAUAGUUAUGAGUCACUCUGAGUCACUCUGAGUCACUGCCCUUGAGUCAUUCGCCCUUACAUGUGCCGUGACUCAUGCGAGGCUGGUGGCCUCUCUAAACUUUUCUCUUUCAUGUCACUCUUGGUCCAGUUUUGUCUUUUUUAACGAAUCUUUAC
Molecule: messenger RNA, 3148 nt
Organism: Scylla paramamosain (green mud crab)
Lineage: Eukaryota; Metazoa; Arthropoda; Malacostraca; Decapoda; Portunidae
Product: trichohyalin-like
Exons: 1
Coding region: 517-2976 (819 amino acids)
Source: RefSeq, a predicted model, not a curated record